Molecule: messenger RNA, 1823 nt
Organism: Arvicola amphibius (Eurasian water vole)
Lineage: Eukaryota; Metazoa; Chordata; Mammalia; Rodentia; Cricetidae
Gene: Rnpc3
Product: RNA binding region (RNP1, RRM) containing 3
Exons: 15
Coding region: 130-1671 (513 amino acids)
Biological process (GO): mRNA splicing, via spliceosome
Cellular component (GO): U12-type spliceosomal complex
Molecular function (GO): pre-mRNA intronic binding; protein binding; U12 snRNA binding
Source: RefSeq, a predicted model, not a curated record
CGGUAUUUCUCGGGUUCCCGACUCCUUAGCGCGAGGCGGAACCUUCCUGCAGCUCAGCCUCCGCGGACGCUGCUGUUUGGACGGAAGCUCCCGCGGGGCGACCCUCAUCCGGCUGCGGCUUGGCGGAAGAUGGCGGGGCUCGAGCCGCCGCUGCCGCGAGGAGGCCCAGGCUCCGCUUCGCUCUCCCCGCCCCGGGGAGACCGCACCCUCCUCGUCAGGCACCUGCCGGCCGAGCUGACGGCCGAGGAGAAGGAGGACUUGCUGAAGUACUUCGGGGCGCAGUCGGUGCGCGUCCUGUCCGAUAAGGGGCGCCUGAAACAUACAGCAUUUGCUACUUUCCCUAAUGAAAAAGCGGCAAUAAAGGCGUUGACAAGACUCCAUCAACUGAAACUUCUAGGUCAUACUUUAGUUGUUGAAUUUGCAAAAGAGCAAGAUCGAGUUCAUUCCCCCUGUCCCAGUUCAAAUACAGAGAAAAAGAAAAGGUCAGAUGACAUUGUGGAAGAUGAUAAAGAGAAGAAAGAACCUGACUUUUUAACAAUAGAAAAUGGAAUUGCACCAAAUCAUGGGCUGACUUUUCCUCUGAAUUCAUGCCUCAAAUAUAUGUACCCACCACCUUCAAGCACAAUCCUUGCAAAUAUAGUAAAUGCUUUGGCAAGUGUGCCCAAAUUCUAUGUACAGGUGCUUCAUCUUAUGAAUAAAAUGAAUUUGCCCACACCAUUUGGACCUAUUACUGCACGACCCCCUAUGUAUGAGGACUAUAUGCCAUUGCAUGCACCCCUUCCACCUACAUCGCCUCAACCACCCGAGGAGCCUCCCUUACCAGACGAGGAUGAGGAUUUAUCUAGUAAAGAGUCAGAGUAUGAAAGCACUGACGAGGAGGACCGGGAGAGAAUGAACAAACUAAUGGAGCUAGCAAAUCUUCAGCCCAAAAGACCCAAAGCCACAAAGCCACGCCAAGUGAGAAAAAAGCGAAAAUUAAAGGACAUGUUGAAUAUACCUUCAUCAAGUUCACAAAGUUUGCAUCCUGUGCUGUUACCAUCAGAUGUAUUUGACCAACCACAACCUGUAGGUAAUAAAAAAAUUGAAUUCAAUAUAUCUAACAACAUGCCAGCGGCAUUUAAGAAAGAUUUGGAGAAGGAGCAGAAUAAUGAAGAAAAGAAAUCUGAUUCACCAGACACUGGGCUUGAUGACUCAAAUACGGGAUUUGGAAAAAUCUUCCCCAAACCUAAUUUGAACAUCACAGAAGAGGUUAAAGACGAUUCUGAUGAAAUGCCUUCAGAAUGUAUUUCUCGAAGGGAGUUGGAAAAGGGUCGAAUUUCUAGAGAAGAAAUGGAAACCCUUUCGGUUUUCAGAAGUUACGAACCUGGUGAACCAAACUGCCGAAUUUAUGUAAAGAAUUUAGCUAGACAUGUUCAAGAAAAGGACCUUAAAUAUAUCUUUGGAAGAUACGUUGACUUUUCUUCAGAAACACAACGGAUAAUGUUUGAUAUUCGCUUGAUGAAAGAAGGACGCAUGAAAGGACAAGCUUUUAUUGGACUUCCAAAUGAGAAAGCCGCAGCCAAAGCCUUAAAAGAAGCUAAUGGCUAUGUUCUUUUUGGAAAACCCAUGGUGGUUCAGUUUGCUCGAUCAGCUAGACCAAAACAAGACUCUAAAGAAGGAAAACGAAAGUGAGAGGAAUGGAUAAAGAAGCACUCCUGCGUACACACCGCUGUAAUACUGUCAUACAAGCGUAUCCUUUCUUGUUGUAUCCUUUGUGGGCAGUGGUUGUGUUUCAGGUCGUCUUCUAGAAUGCUCUGUCUACCUCUCUCUAGAGUGAGCAGCAC